Messenger RNA from Acanthosepion pharaonis, 1650 nucleotides. NCBI's taxonomy places the organism in Eukaryota, Metazoa, Mollusca, Cephalopoda, Sepiida, Sepiidae. The record is from the annotation of a GenBank genome assembly.
AUGCCUUCGUUGCAGCAGCAGUCUUCUGAUAUGACAUGUAAAGAGUUUGUAGCAAGUUGUCUCUCAGGCCUAGUUCUUAAUCUAUCUAUCUAUCUAUCUAUCUAUCUAUCUAUCUAUCUAUCUAUAUAUAUAUAUAUAUAUCCAUUCUGUCAGUUACUACAGAAAUUUCACCGACCCUCUGUAUGCACCAUUAAUUUUCCCGGUGCCAUUAGACGGUUUAGCGUACUUAGGAAAGUUGUUGUAUCCAAGGAAAGUAUAUCUCGGCAUGGGGACAUAAAAUUAUUAAAUCCAAUUUUUGUCCAUAUACGAUUACUACACAGAAGUCCCUCAUUUAAUAAACAAGAUUAUUACCAGGUUUUAGGAGUUUCAAGGAAUGCUAACCAAAGUGAAAUAAAGAAGGCCUAUUAUCAGCUGGCCAAGAAAUAUCAUCCAGAUGUCAACAAAGAUGAUCCAACAGCUGCUAGGAAAUUCCAAGAAGUUUCUGAAGCUUAUGAGGUGCUGGGAGACACAAACAAGAGAAAAGAAUAUGAUUUAUUUGGAAUGACUGGACAGCAAGCUGGCUUUGGGCGACAGCAACAUCAAGGUUUCAGACAAUCAAGGGCGGGUUUUGAAAAUUUUCAGAGUACAAUCAACCCUGAAGAAUUGUUCCGGAAAAUUUUUGGAGAUGCUGGCUUCCGAAUGUCUGGCUUUACAGACUUUCAAGAUUUUGAAGAGUCAAAAUUUGGUUUUGCACCAGCCUCUGAGAUUUUCAUGAGCUUGUCUUUUGAGGAGGCAGCACGUGGUAUAAAUAAAGAAAUAAAUGUGAAUGUCAAGGACACUUGUCCUAAAUGUCAGGGUAGGAAAGCAGAACCAGGCACAAAACCUGUUAGAUGUCACUACUGCAAUGGUACAGGAGUGGAAACGGUGAGUACUGGCCCAUUUGUGAUGCAGACAACUUGUCGGAGAUGUCAUGGGACCAAAAUCCUUAUCAAAACCCCUUGUACAGAAUGCAGUGGUAAAGGACAAACUAUAUUGCGCAAAAAAGUAACAGUACCUGUUCCUGCUGGAGUGGAAGAUGGCCAGACUGUGAGAAUGUCAGUUGGCACUCAAGAACUUUUUAUCACUUUUAAGGUUGCAAAAAGCAAGUUGUUUCGUCGUGAAGGUGCCGACAUCCAUAGUGAUGCUUAUAUCGGUUUGUCACAAGCAGUCUUAGGAGGUACAAUAAAGAUUCCUGGAAUUUAUGGAAGGCACAUUGUCAAUAUUCCGUCAGGCACCCAAUCACAUGAUUACAUCAUGUUACCUCGGAAAGGCAUUUCUAAAGUAAAUAGCACAGGUUUUGGAGACCAUUAUGUACAUAUACGGAUUUCAAUACCAAGAUCUCUAACAUCUUCACAAAAGGCACUUAUUUUAGCCUAUGCUGAGAUUGACAAAGAAGUUAGUGGUACUGUUAAUGGUGUAGUUGACACUACUUCUGAUGGGAAGGAGGAAAGCACAGAAAAUGUUGCGGGACAGAAAGCGCCCCCCAAAUCAGAACCUUACACAAAAAUAUGCCGAAAGGGGCGCCAGGUGAUGGAUGAUGAUGAUGGCCUGAUAUCACGGAUACGAGACACUGUGAAAAACUUUCAUGAUGAUGAUGGAGAGUCUACAAAAAAGAAAAAAGAUGCUCUAUAA